UCGUAGCGUGAAUAUCGGGCGUGCUCUCGUUGUGAAGGAAUCGUAGUGAAAGAACGCGACACUCAUUGUUCACCUGACUUUUCAAUCUCAUUGUACCAGUGAUUGAAGAUCAAGAAAAGUGACAUUCUGUCUCGGCGAUAUUUCAGUAAAACGUCGUUGAUAAUUAACAGUAGAGGUUCAACCUAGGCGCAUUAACGUCACACGAUUAAGAAGCGACACCAAUGAUAAUGCUAGGCUCAGAACAACGGCAGUGAAAGAUGGUGGACAAAGAAGAGCUGAGAAUAACGAAGGCGAAGGCCCCACCACCACCGCUGAAUCUCAGUGAGGCGAUCGAGGAUGAAGAGCUGAACCAAAAGACUGCUAGAAUUCUUAAGAAUGAUCUUCUUCUACACGAAGCUGUGAUAAAGAACGAAGCGGACACUGUUCGUAAAGUACUUAAGGAGACUGUCGACGUAGAUUCCAGAAAUAACUAUGGUCGCGCUCCGAUUCAUUGGGCAGCAUCUAGAGGAAACACAGAAAUUAUUGAAAUGUUAAUACAAGCCAAGUGCGAUAUCGAAGCGAGAGAUAAGUAUGGAAUGCGACCCUUGCAUAUGGCCGCUCAACACGGUCACCGAGAUGCGGUGAAGAUGCUGAUCAAUGCCGGAGCAAAUGUAUCAGCAGUUAACAAGAAACAACACACCCUUUUAAUGUGCGGCGCUCGUGGCAGCAACGUCGCCGUAGUGGAGUACUUGGCGGAUGCAGUGGAAUCGUUAAACGGUGAGGCAACUGACUCCACUGGGGCGACUGCUCUUCAUCAUGCAGCCAUCACCGGACAUCCGGCGGUAAUCACAGCGCUUGCAAACAUCCCGCGGAUCGUGCUGGACACCACGGACAAGAAAGGACAAACACCGCUGCACUGUGCCUGCGCCAAAGAGCACUUGGACGCGGUUGAAGUCCUUAUAGGAUUAGGGGCGAAUGUAGAUGCCCAGGAUAACGAUGGCAAUACCCCACUUCACGUAGCUACUAGAACGAGGCACACAGGAAUCGCGCAAUUAUUAUUGAAGGCCGGAGCGAACACCGAACUAAUUGACGCGGAGGGUUUUACUCCCCUUCAUGUCGCCGCAAGUCAAGGAUGCAAAGGAAUACUCGACUCCAUGAUUCAACACGGGGCCGAUCUUAACAAGCAGUGUAAGAACGGUAAUACAUCUUUACAUCUGGCCUGCCAAAACAACGAAGUAGAAACGGUAGAGAUAUUAAUUAACAAAGGCGUCGAUCUCAAUUGUUUGAAUCUGAGGCUUCAAUCGUCCAUACAUAUCGCAGCUGAGAUGGGACAUACCGAUAUUUGCGAAUUACUUCUUGCGGCAGGCGCAAAUAUUGAACAAAAAGAACAGAGCGGCCGAACACCACUUUACAUUGCGGCAAGGGGCAGUUUCACAGCCAUCGUCGACAUGAUCAUUAAGACCGCUAGAUUAGAUUAUCCGACCCCGGAGGUUCGAGAGUUGACUCCGGCACGAAGGUGGUGGAGGGAAGGAUCGCGUGGUGGCAGCAUCUCCAGCAAUAAUGGUCGCCUCUCGGAGCAAAUCCGAUCCAUUCUUUGGAAGUUGGCCUACAAGCAACUUGCCCCUGAAGAUUGGAAAAAAUUAGCUGUUCACUGGGCCUUCACUCCUGAACAGAUCAGAGCUAUCGAACAUCAGUAUACGGUGCGUCUAGAGCAGCCUUAUGAAAAGGACGAUAAAGCUCCAAUUAUAGGUCCCGCGAGUUUCAAGGAGCACGGAUUUCGAAUGUUAAUGAUCUGGGCCUCCGGAUUAAAUCCAGACGUGUCACUGAUAAAAGAGCUCUGUGAAGCUUUAUCAGCGGUGGACAAGAAAGCAAUUGCUGAUUCCAUUCGUAAACAAAUGGAGCAAGGAGAUGAUGGUAAGGUAAAAUCGAAAGGGCAACGAUGUCAUAAAUGCUCCAUUGCGUGAAUAGCUACAAGUGCCAAGUUUACACGCAAAUUCUACACACAUAUGAGAAUGUAAUCUGAAUGAAAAUUGUAACUUACGUAAGACGUAAUAGUUGUUGUCGAAAGCUUACCUGCAUUUUAAUGAGAAGAGUUCAACGAACUUGGCAAAUGCCAUUAACGAAGGAUUUACGAAAAAAAAAUACGUACAAUGUUGUAUAAAUACCUUUUAUACCAACAAUUCGCAAUGUUACGCAAAUUCUUAGAACACAAAUUACGAGUACAAUUUACAGCGCAGGUAUAGCUGUCAUUAUUAUUUUGAAAGAACAAGAAUUUCUUGAUAAAAUCAGAAAAAUUGAUUGAAGAUUGUAAGUACAUACAGUAGCUUCAUUCACUGUAAAAUAAAAAAAUUCUAUGAACCCGCUAUAUAUCAUCGCUGGGUUAAAUAAUAUCAUUUACCAAAUUAAAGAUGAUAGUGUAAGAGGAAUAUCAUUUAUACAACGCGACGACAGUAAAGAAGGUAUUUGAAUUAUAUACAAAUAAUAUACAAAAAAUAAAAUAGGGUAAGUGGUCCAACAAUGAACCAUGUAAAUUUCAGAAGCUUAUAUUCUUUUUCAAUUAUUGAAUUAAAGAUUUGAGUUUUGGCAUACAAUUUAUGAAUUUAGUUAGUUGGCUACUAUAAACAAUAACUUUCAAGUUAUUUUUUUAUUUUAAUCACAAUUUCGAUUAUUUAAAAAAUCGGGAAGUGGUUCAUAGUGUACAAAGGAUAUGUACACAAUGAACGAUGCUAUUAAUAAUAAUAAACUACAUAUUUUACACUGCGAAUUAUUGGGAUUUUUUAGUUUUGCUAUAUUUAGAAAUGUUUAUAAAAUAGAUAAUUAUAAGAUGGUAAGGCCGAUCACCGCCGAUUUUUCUUUCGUUUUGAGUGAAAACGCGUCAAAUGUAUAUUUUUAUUGAGAUUUUAGGUGGGGGGGGGGAGCCGUAUUCUAAAUAAUUAUUACAAUGAAUUAUUAUUUUGAAGGUUAUUGUACAAAAGGUUAUGUGUGGUCUACAAUAUACCAUGGUUCAUUGUUCACUACGUCAAAAUGAUUCAUUGUAGAUCUCCUAAUCUUUUUCACGAUAAACUCCUAAAUAAUGUGGUGUAAAAUAAUAUAACAGAAGAAGUUGCUUACAGAAUAAUAAAGCUAAAUGUGCACACAAAACUAUUGCACAAUGAAAAAAUGAUAGGCAUAAUAACAAAAACAUAAAAAAUGCGUAAAGCUACGAAAAAACUUACUUUGCAUCGCAAAAUUCUUAAAAUGUGACAUUACAUAGCCGUCCUUGGCGCGAUCUGUCAGUCGACUGGGGAACCGAGAAGAGGUUCAAAUACGAGUCGCUGCAUGAUAGCAGCAUAAUUUGAUAACGUCGCAUUUACGAAAUAUCACAAUAGUUCAUAGUGUACUACUCGUUCACUGUUGGACUACCUAUCUUAUUUAAAACGGAAUAUUUGAACAAUUAUAUGAAACUAAGCCGUCCUAAGCUAAUCUUAAAGCAGACUAUCAUGAUUUCAUUUUGAUGAUUCUUGUAUAGAGAAAUGCUUCCGUUAUUCGUAGGAACAAAAGUACAGUUAGUACACAGAAGCCAUCGAAAAAAGCGAUACAAUUGUAAAAUCAAAGUAACAAUCGAACGUAAACUCUUCGGAAUAAUAUUAAUAACGCAUAGAUUAAGUGUCAGAAUAAAUUUUGCAGGGCUUUCGAUGUGAUAACAGUUUAUUAGAUUAGAUCUCGAAUAAAGAAUAUAAUAUAAAAUCGAUAAAUAGAUAUGCGAUUAUCACACGAUUCUCGAAAGAGACAAUCUACAUAUCUGAAACUUACAAAUUUAGACUCUUAACUACGAACGACAUUAUAUGUAACUUUAUCUUGUAUUACGCAAAAAUUAUAUAAACUAAAAAUUAUGAAAUUUUUGAUUACAUGAAAUCAAAUGCAUAAUGAUAGAUUUGUAAGCAAGAGGAAGCAAAUUAUCUCCUCUCCAUCACAUUUAGCUUAUAUAAUUUUAUAAUAUUGAUCUUAUGUGAUUAAAAAAUAUCAAGAAUAUUUAAAUACGAAAAUAUUCUUCUUGCAUUUUAUCUGUCGAACUUUGUUUUUUAUAAAAUUAAAAUAAUUAUUAACAAAGCGAUAAUACGAAAGAUAAUAUAGAUAAGUAUAUACUUACCGCACGAGUUAAAAAAAAUCAUGGACUUCCGAAGUUGCUUUCUGAAAGUACGUUUUAAACAAUGUACAUAUCUUAUCUUGAUGUAAUAAAUCGUUGUAUUCUA
Acromyrmex echinatior (Panamanian leafcutter ant) is the source of this 4211-nucleotide messenger RNA. RefSeq lists its product as uncharacterized. Gene Ontology annotation, biological process: signal transduction. The record is from RefSeq and is a predicted model, not a curated record. Gene Ontology annotation, molecular function: protein binding. NCBI's taxonomy places the organism in Eukaryota, Metazoa, Arthropoda, Insecta, Hymenoptera, Formicidae.